Budorcas taxicolor (takin) is the source of this 1630-nucleotide messenger RNA. It is a transcript of the gene ZNF140, whose product is annotated as zinc finger protein 140. Bases 179 to 1582 code for a protein of 467 amino acids. Gene Ontology annotation, molecular function: RNA polymerase II cis-regulatory region sequence-specific DNA binding; DNA-binding transcription activator activity, RNA polymerase II-specific. Gene Ontology annotation, biological process: regulation of transcription by RNA polymerase II. Gene Ontology annotation, cellular component: nucleus. NCBI's taxonomy places the organism in Eukaryota, Metazoa, Chordata, Mammalia, Artiodactyla, Bovidae. The record is from RefSeq and is a predicted model, not a curated record. The transcript is spliced from 5 exons.
GUGCUGGGAAGCAGAGCUGUCUGAGGCCCGCGGCCUGGUCGCGGUCGGUGGCUGAGGCUCCGGAAGGGGCAGUUUGCGGGACUCUGGCUCGGGGUCCCCGUUGCAGAGACAAGAACUGUCCUGUACUGACCGAGCUCCGCCCUCCGCCCUGCGUUCUCAGCCGGCCCUGCCCUGAGCCAUGUCGCAGGGGUCAGUGACAUUCACAGAUGUGUCCAUAGACUUCUCCCGGGAGGAGUGGGAAUGGCUCCAGCCUGCUCAGAGAGAUUUGUACAGACAUGUAAUGUUGGAGAACUAUGGCCACCUGGUCUCACUGGCAGGUCUUAACAUUUCUAAGCCAGAUGUGGUUUCCUUAUUGGAGCAAGGGAAAGAGCCCUGGCUGGGGAAUGGAGAUGUAAGCAGAGAGCUAUUUUCAGCUUCAAAGUCAAAUGUUGAGAUCCAAGAGUUUUCUCCAAAAAAUGUCAUAUUAGAAGAUGAUUCAUCCCAGUACUUGAUAAUGGAAAGAUUUCGAAGCCAAGGCUCUGAGUAUUCCAGUUUUAAAGAAGGCUGGAAAUGUGAGGGUGAUACUGAGAUGCUGCAGGGAAAUCAGGGAUGCAUCAGGCAAGUGACAGUUCCCCAUCAAGAAGCCCUGUCUCAGCAUGUGAAUGUCAGUACUGUGGAGAGACCCUAUGGAUGCCAUGAAUGUGGAAAAACUUUCAGUCGGCGCUUUUCCCUUGUGUUACAUCAGAGAACUCAUACUGGAGAGAAACCAUAUGUAUGUAAGGAAUGUGGGAAAACCUUUAGCCAGAUCUCAAACCUCGUAAAACAUCAGAUGAUACAUACAGGAAAGAAACCCCAUGAAUGUAAAGACUGUAAUAAAACAUUCAGUUACCUUUCUUUCCUCAUUGAACACCAGAGAACACAUACUGGGGAAAAACCCUAUGAGUGUACUGAAUGUGGAAAGGCCUUUAGUCGUGCCUCAAACCUCACUCGACAUCAGAGAAUUCACAUAGGAAAGAAACAGUAUGUAUGCAGGAAAUGUGGGAAGGCCUUUAGCAGUGGCUCUGAACUCAUUCGUCACCAGAUUACACACACUGGAGAGAAACCUUAUGAAUGCAUUGAGUGUGGGAAGGCAUUUCGCCGUUCUUCACAUCUUACCCGUCAUCAGAGUGUCCAUACCUCCAAAACCCCCUAUGAAUGUAAUGAAUGCAGUAAAGCUUUCCGUUGCCACUCCUUCCUUAUCAAACAUCAGAGAAUUCAUGCUGGAGAAAAGCUCUAUGAAUGUGAUGAAUGUGGUAAAGUUUUCACAUGGCAUGCAUCUCUUGCACAACAUAUGAAAAUUCAUACUGGAGAAAAACCCUACGCAUGUACUGAAUGUGACAAAACCUUUAGUAGGAGCUUUUCCCUCAUUCUACAUCAGAUAACUCAUACUGGAGAGAAGCCCUAUGUAUGUAAGGUAUGCAAUAAAUCCUUCAGCUGGAGCUCAAACCUUGCUAAACAUGAGAGAACACACACUCUAGAGAACUCCUAUGAGUAUGAAAAUUCAUUUAAUUACCACUCAUUCCCUACUGAACACCAGGGAAUUCACAUGAUAGACAAAACCUAAAAAUCUAUAGAUUUUUUUUUAAAAAAAGUAGUUAAUGCCUUACUUUGA